Messenger RNA from Parasteatoda tepidariorum (common house spider), 2277 nucleotides. RefSeq names its product lithocholate 6-beta-hydroxylase. The record is from RefSeq and is a predicted model, not a curated record. NCBI's taxonomy places the organism in Eukaryota, Metazoa, Arthropoda, Arachnida, Araneae, Theridiidae. Gene Ontology annotation, molecular function: steroid hydroxylase activity; oxidoreductase activity, acting on paired donors, with incorporation or reduction of molecular oxygen; iron ion binding.
GACAGCUCUUGUAUUUAUAUAAAGGUUGAAACAGUUCAAAGCAUUAUUUUGGUCAGUGAAUUUUUUUGUGUUCGGUAUUUUAGUAAUGGCGUUUAUGGAAAUUUUUAGCGGACCUCUGUUUGCUACAUUUUUAAUUGGAGUAUCCACUUUCCUCCUGGCUUUAUGGUAUUCCAUGAAAAAGCAAUCUUAUUGGAAAGAGAGAAAUGUGCCCUAUGUCAAACCACUGCCAUUCCUAGGAUCUCUCUUGGACAAUGUCACAAUGACUAUGCAAGAUCAGGACAGCAAAAGAUAUAAUUCUUUGGGUCCGAUUUAUGGUGUUUAUGAAGUGAACAGUCCUACCCUGACAGUGGCGGAUCCAAAACUUCUCAGAGACAUACUUGUCAAAGAUUUUGCUAAUUUCCCGAACAGAAGAUCCGUCAUAGUUGGUGACAAAAUUGAUGACAAUAUGCUCCCAAGUCUAGAGGGUGAAGAUUGGAAGAGAGUAAGGACCAUUAUCACUCCAACUUUCACAACUGGAAAACUUAAAAGGCUCAUGAGUAUUUUCAAAGACUGUGCCAAAACAUUAGUUCAAAAUUUCAAGAUGUCUGAAAUGAAAAAGGAACCCAUUGAUGUCAAGAGAUUGUUUGGAGCGUUCACUAUGGACGUGAUUGCUAGUUCUGCCUUUUCGACCAAAUUAGAUUCUCACAACGAUCCAGAAAAUACAUUUGUUCGAUAUGCAAGAGAAGGUUUUGGUACUAAGAUCAGUUGGAGAAUGCUUCUUUUUCUGCUCUCACCCAAAUUAGUGAACUUCUUUAAGAUAGCAGUUACCAACCCAGCCUCCACAAACUUUUUCAGCGAAGUGACUGCGCAGAUUAUAGCUGAAAGAAAAAGGACAAAACAAACCAGAAAUGAUUUUCUUCAACUAUUGAUGGACACGGCUGAAGAGACUAAUAAGAGUGAGAAAAAAGAUGAUGUAGAUGAUGAUGAAAUUGCUGCAAAGUAUGGACAAGAUUUCGUCAACCAAACCAUUUUUAAUACAUCGGAAAAUAAAAACCUCUCGAUGGAUGAGUUGGUGGCCCAGUGUGUCAUUUUCUUUUUGGCUGGCUAUGAAACCACAGCAACAUUAUUAACUUACGUCAUGUACUGCCUGGCUCUGAAUGGGGACAUUCAAGAGAAAGCUUAUCAAGAAAUUACACAAUGCUUAAAGGAGACGAAUGGUGAAUUGACAUACGAAGCUUUACACAACAUGAAAUAUUUAGAUAACAUCAUUUCAGAGACUUUAAGACUCUAUCCGCCAGCAGUGAGAACUGAAAGAAAGGUUGCAUCAGAAUAUAAACUGGGCGACACCGGUAUUAUUUUGGAAAAAGACAUGAUUGUAGGCAUUCCUAUAUUUGUUCUCCACCGGGAUCCAAAAUAUUAUCCAAAUCCGGAGAAAUUCGAUCCAGAUAGAUUUUCAGCUAAAGAGAUAGCUAAAAGAGACGCCUACGUGUAUCUACCCUUCGGACAUGGUCCGAGAAAUUGUGUCGGCAUGAGAUUCGCUCUGCUUGAAGCCAAAGUCUGCCUCGUAUAUAUUAUCAGCUGCUUUAAGACUAAGCCAUGUGAUAAGACACCAGUACCCAUAAAGUUUGCCCACAACUCCUUUGCUCUUCUUCAUCCCAAAAAUGUUUUUCUGGCUACGGAAAUAAGAAAAGAUUGUCAACUCAAGCCUUAAAAAUUCAUUCCUACUGAUGAUGUUGUUUUAAUGUUCCAUCUGCAAGAAAAUUUUUAAUGCUAUUAAUUGCUGACUAGUUUUUGUGAAAAAAUGUUAAUUACUAUCUUAUGAAGUGAUAUCAUAUGCAUGGUUCUCAAAAUAUUUUGUGAAAAUAAAAAGAGUUCGUGUAUUAUAUAAGAUUUUCCUGUUUUUUACGACGUUCGUCUAAAUUUAUGGUGUGUUUAAGAAGUAGAAAUUAACAUUUGCUUGCAGGACUGUUUCGUAAUUAUUCCCCUUAACAUCUGCAUGCUUCACUCCCUUUCUCUUUAUUCUGUUAAUUAAUUUGUUUCACGCUCUUCAGUAGUAGUGAUUGGUUAGAUUUCGAUUACUUUUUUUCUCUUAGAUAUUAAAUAGUGAAUUCAUAUGCUUUAUUGAUUUCAUUUUUGACAAGAAAUUUUAGAAACUUGCAUUGAGGUGCGGGCAUUACGGAACACCCUCUGUGCAAUUCGUGUACUAUUACUUUCGUGUAUUUUCUACGUUUUGUAAAUAAAUAAAAUGUAACGUGUUGCUCAUUUUUUUAAUAAUAAAGUGUUGUUCAUUAUUUUUAA